Messenger RNA from Ooceraea biroi (clonal raider ant), 3656 nucleotides. It is a transcript of the gene Hsc70Cb, whose product is annotated as heat shock protein 70Cb. Gene Ontology annotation, cellular component: cytosol; nucleus. The record is from RefSeq and is a predicted model, not a curated record. Gene Ontology annotation, biological process: protein folding. Gene Ontology annotation, molecular function: ATP-dependent protein folding chaperone; ATP binding. Lineage: Eukaryota; Metazoa; Arthropoda; Insecta; Hymenoptera; Formicidae.
UGGCCAGUUUUGAAGAAGCGAACUUAGCAGAAGGCAGUGUCCGGCGGCAGCGGCUUCCCUUAGUGCAUCGCGUGUACUGUGAUUGCGUAUUGUCGGAUCUUCACUCGUGAUCGCGAGUCGCAUCGACGUUGAUUAAGGAGGAAGUGUCGAUUCGGCCGAAAGCACCAACCGAACAGCCAUGGCUGCGAUGUCCGUGAUCGGGAUCGACUUCGGCAACGAGAGCUGUUACGUGGCCGUGGCGCGUGCCGGCGGCAUCGAGACCAUCGCGAACGACUACAGUCUCCGCAGCACGCCAUCAUGGGUAGCAUUCAGCGGAAAGAACCGAAUACUCGGAGUAGCGGCCAAGAAUCAAAUGGUGACCAAUGUGAAGAAUACCAUAUAUGGUUUCAAAAGGCUACUAGGUAGAAAGUACAAUGAUCCACAGGUUCAAUCCGAAAUGCGGUUCCUCCCUUACAAAAUAUCUCCCCAAGCUGAUGGAAGCAUAGGCAUACAUGUACAAUACCUGGAGGAGGAACAAGUUUUUACAUCGGAGCAAAUCACCGCUAUGCUCUUCACGAAGCUGAAAGAUAUUUCCGAGACGGCGUUGCAGACCGCCGUCAACGAUUGUGUUAUAUCAGUUCCUUCAUACUUCACGCAAGCCGAGCGUCAGGCUCUUCUCGAUGCCGCUAGGAUCGCAGGCCUUAAUGUUUUACGAUUAUUUAACGAGACCACCGCAACCGCUCUUUGUUAUGGUAUUUAUAAGCAGGACUUACCGGCGCCAGAUGCAGCUCCUAGAAAUAUCGUUUUCGUGGAUUGCGGUAACGCCAGCUUGCAAGUGAGCGUUUGUGCCUUUCAUAAAGGCAAGCUCAAGAUGCUGGCGAGUGCCGCCGAUAGUCACUUCGGCGGGAGAGACAUCGACGUCCUCCUCGCGGAGCACUUCUGCAACGAUUUCAAGACGCGGUACAACAUCGACGUACACUCCAAUCCGCGGGCGUACUUAAGACUACUGUCUGAGGUGGAGAAGCUGAAGAAACAGAUGUCAGCCAACUCGACCACCCUGCCGCUCAACAUCGAGUGCUUUAUGGAGGAGAAGGACGUGCACGGCGAGAUGAAACGCAGCGACAUGGAGGCCAUGUGCGCCCAUCUAUUUCAACGUGUCGAGAAGGCUCUUAGGCAAUGUUUGUUAGAUUCCAAAUUAAAGCUAGAGGACAUUCACGCGGUCGAGAUAGCGGGCGGGUCGAGCCGCAUUCCCGCCCUCAAACGUUUAGUGGAAGAGGUGUUUGGUCGGCCGAUAUCGACCACCCUGAACCAGGACGAGGCGGUUUCGCGCGGCUGUGCGCUGCAGUGCGCCAUGCUCAGCCCCGCCGUGCGCGUCCGUGAGUUCUCGGUCACGGACAUACAGCCGUAUCCCUUGAAACUGACGUGGGACGCCACUCAGGGCGAAGAGGGCGAGAUGGAGGUGUUCGGACAUAAUCAUCCUGUGCCAUUCUCCAAGAUGUUGACGUUCUAUCGUUCGAAUCCGUUCACGCUCACUGCCAGCUAUACUGUGCCGCCCCCGGGUUAUCCGCAGACGUAUAUCGGAACAUUCACGAUAAAGAACGUGAAGGCCACGGCGGAGGGCGAGUCGGCGAAGGUCAAGGUGAAGGUAAGAGUGAAUCUGAACGGCAUCCUGACCAUCGCGUCGGCGACGCUCAUCGAGAAGCGCGAGCCGACUCAGCAAGAGAAGGAGGAGGAGGAGGCGCAGCAGCAACAGCAACAACAACAACAGAACAGUAUGGACGUCGAUCCGCAACCGGUGGACAAAAAGGACAAACCUGAUCAGGAGGCGCAGGCUAACGAGCCACCGGCUCCGGAGGUGAGCAUGGAUAAGACACGACGGAACUCAGACGCCGAUGACGGUGGGAGAGGUGCUAAGGGUACUGCCUCCUCCUACUCCUGCAGGAUUCUCUCUUGGUUCAGCUCGGGAGACGACAAGGGCGACGACAAGGGCAAGAAGAAGAUCGCCAUUCGUACGAUAGAAUUACCCAUCGAUGCCAAUGCUUGCGGGCUAUCUCUGCGGGAUCUCGAUGCUGCAGUAGAAAAAGAGGGCAAGAUGAUCGCGGAAGAUAGGCAGGAGAAGGAGCGGGUCGACGCGCGUAACGCUCUAGAGGAAUACGUUUACGAUCUGCGCGCCAAGUUGUCCGAGGAGAAUCAAUUAGCCACGUUCAUCACGGAGACGGAUAAAGAAGCGUUAUGUCGCACAUUAGACGACACUGAAAACUGGCUCUACGAGGAGGGAGAGGAUUGCCAGCGGCAGGUUUAUUCCGAACGAUUAACGCGCUUAAAGUCUCAAGGGGAGCCAAUAAAGGAGAGGAGAGUAGAAUUUGAAGGCCGAGCUCCGGCAUUGGAAGAAUUGGCAGGAGCGCUACAGUUGGCGAAGAAGGCUCUGGAUCAGAUGAAAACGUUGAACGGGAAGGACGACAAGUAUUCCCACUUGACGGAAGAGGAGGUGAAGACGGUCGAGAAAACGGUGCAGGAGAAGUGGACGUGGUUGGAGGAGAAACGUAUGCUGCUUGCGAGCACGCUCCGCACGCAACAACCGCCGGUUACCAUAGCGCAUAUUCGCGCCGAGAAACAAGCGUUAGACAGCACGGUAUUGCCGAUUCUCAACAAGCCGAAGCCUAAAGCGGAACCGCCGAAGGAGGAGAAGCCGAAGGAUAAGCCCGCUGACGAACAGAAGAGUAAUCAAAAUCAAAACACCAACAAUCACAAUCAGCAGUCCAAUCAGCAGCAAACGAAAGAGGAGAAGAUGGACGUGGAGUAACGGUCACCGCAGCUUAUGUGUUUUUAAAUGAUGUGUUGAAUCCACCGUUAUUGAGAAAUAGCGAAUACUUCAUUACUUUGGCUGAAGCGUGUCUCGAAAAAAAAUGCAUCGUAUCUCGAAACAGCGUCUGAUGUACCGUAGCUGGAUAUUGCACACCACCACCACGUGAUUGUUCAAUCUCCUUCUUGUUCUUUCUUUUUUCUCUGCAACUUGUCUCUAUUAUAAUCUAUUUUAAUGAAAUACUUCUACCAGCAUAAGUCAUACUGAUCAAGGUUAUUGUUAGAAGGCAUGCGCGUUAGGGAAAGAUUUCCUAAAAUAUUUCGUUCGAGAGCAACACCCCACGACACUCGGGAUAUGUAAUAUUGCGAGUGUCAUCAUCGUCCGGACAGCAUUCAAAAAAGCGGAAUACUAAAGCUUCCUCGUUACGCGUAGGUUGUGCAGACUUUUCAUUUUGUUCUUCAAUUUUUCAAUACAUUUCUUAAAUUCAUUAUUGAAUUGCUCUGAUUUACUUGAGAAAGAGAGAGAGAGAGAGAGAGUUCUCAAAGUUACUGUCAGUAAGAAGCGAUUAACUUGUUGCGACUUUUAACACGUAGAGCGAAACACUAAGUUAGAUUUAAUUAACUAAAUUAAAUUGCGAACUAGCUAAUUGUCGCUGGCGAUCUUGUGUAUUUAAUAAUACAAUUGUUCAUUCCAAACACACACUGUUUCUCACGAUCAGCAGCGAAAAUUCUGUCAGAAGUGUUUUUUUUUGUUGCAUUUAUGAUACUUAAAUAAAUUAAUGUUUCACUGAUAGCGUUUCCUCGCUAAAUUCUGCGUCGAGACUUGCGAUGAACAAAAAAGUGGACAAAAAAUAUAUUGCAAUGUGAAUUUAUUA